AUGCAUUUACCACUUGGGCGAACCAUUUUUGCACUCUUGUACAUAGUGAGGUUUUGCAGGUGCUUCUUUCCUAUUUCCGGAGGGGAAUCCAGAGGAAUCCACAGACAGGGCAUAUACCCAAGUGAAGGAGAAAAACAAAUGCGAAGUCUUCUGAGGAAGGGAAACAUCACACAUCUGUGUAACAAAAUAAGAUGUGCAAAUCAUGUGCAGCGAUAUGAAGGUAGAAGGGGAAUAUUUAGUUCCACGGGGAGUAGUGGGAAAAGGAAUCCACUGAGUAGUCGGCUUUUCAGCUCAUUCGAAACAAAAACGCCCGGUAGUCAAGUAGAACAAGUAGUGGACGGAAUAGCAGUGACCAUUUAUGAUAAUACAAAUAUAUUCAAGGAAGAGAUUAGUAACACCCCGAUAGUUUUAAUUCACGGAUGUUAUGGUAGCAAAAAUAACUUUCGUGUUUUUAGCAAAAGCUUAAAAAGCAAUAAAAUUGUAACCCUUGAUUUACGGAACCAUGGCAAUUCAAAACAUACAGAUAGUAUGAAAUAUGAAGAAAUGGAAAGUGAUAUAAAAAAAGUUCUGGAUGAACUUCAUAUUAGGAAAUGCUGUUUAGUUGGUUUCAGUUUAGGUGGGAAAGUAUCCAUGUAUUGUGCCCUAAAAAACCAGUCUCUUUUUUCUCACCUAGUCGUCAUGGACAUCCUUCCCUUUGACUACAAUGAGAAGAAAUACCACGUGAAGCUUCCCUACAAUAUUAGCCACAUGACAAAAAUCCUUUUUAAUAUUAAGACCAAGCUGCGCCCGAGGAAUAAGGCUCAAUUUCUUGCCCACUUGCGAGCACAAGUGCCAGACAUAUCUAGCUCCUUCGAACAGUUCAUUUGCACAUCGCUCAAGGAGGAAAGGGCAAAAGUGGGGAAGGCAACUGGAGAGGUGGAUAUGCCCAUAGGUGGGACGGACUUGAUCCGUGAUUCCAGCAUGGGUACUGAGGGUGCGAUUCGAUAUUCAGAGAACCCUGCCACUGAACAGAAAAACCUUGUGUGGAAAAUUAACGUAGACACCAUAUUCAGGGAACUUCCCCACAUUCUUAGCUUCCCACUAAAUCACCAAGAGCACAAGUAUCACAACCCUUGUAGUUUUAUCAUUGGCACGAAGUCAGAUUUAGUCUAUACCAUGCCGCAGUACGAAUCCAUUAUAGAGAAUUACUUUCCGUCAAGCCAGAAAUUUAUUUUGCCUGAUGCAACUCAUACUGUUUAUAUUGACAAUGCAAAGGAGUGUGCUGAUAUUGUUAAUAGGACAUUGCGCUUGUAA
This is a messenger RNA of Plasmodium knowlesi strain H, 1293 nucleotides long. RefSeq names its product alpha/beta hydrolase, putative. The transcript has a single exon. Bases 1 to 1293 code for a protein of 430 amino acids. NCBI's taxonomy places the organism in Eukaryota, Apicomplexa, Aconoidasida, Haemosporida, Plasmodiidae. The record is from RefSeq and is a predicted model, not a curated record.